Cheilinus undulatus (humphead wrasse) is the source of this 1356-nucleotide messenger RNA. Its product is annotated as galactose-3-O-sulfotransferase 2. NCBI's taxonomy places the organism in Eukaryota, Metazoa, Chordata, Actinopteri, Labriformes, Labridae. The record is from RefSeq and is a predicted model, not a curated record. The transcript has 3 exons. Gene Ontology annotation, biological process: glycolipid biosynthetic process. Gene Ontology annotation, molecular function: galactosylceramide sulfotransferase activity. Gene Ontology annotation, cellular component: membrane. Bases 13 to 1356 code for a protein of 447 amino acids.
GACCGCUGAGACAUGAUCAUCCACCAGCUGGUCAACCAGCUCUGGAGAUACCGGGUCACAAGUCUCCUCCUGACCUUAGGAGUUACCUGUCUGCUUAUAUCUGUGGGUACUUACCUGCUGCAGCACUCGAGCCGCCAUGCUCACCACAAAGGCUGGAACAAGAAGCUCGUGAAAGAUAGAGCACCGGCAGCCAAUCCUGGCUCCUCAAGACAUGACAGCUCUUACCCUCAAAGAAGUGAAGCUCAUCCUUCUAACGACCAGGCUCCUAAAGAUGGCAGCCUUUAUAGUAUCAUGAGGCCAAGGACACAAACUCCUCCUGUAGUCUUCCUCAAAACACACAAAACAGGAAGCAGCACUGUCCAGAACCUGCUGUUCCGUAUGGGAGAGAGGGACCGGGCCACGUUCGCUUUCCCUCACCACAGCUACCAGUUCAACUACCCAGAUAAAUUCAGAGCCAAAUUCGUGGAUGAGUUACCCGAUGGCUCCUUCCAGUUUGACCUCCUCUGCAGCAACAUGCGUCUGGACAUCGAUCAGCUGAAACAAGUGAUGCCAAAGAACACCAUCUUCAUCACCAUCCUCCGUGAACCUCUACGAACGUUUGAGUCCGUCUUCUCCUACUACUCCUCCUCGGUUCCUGCUUUCAUUCUGGCCAAGAAGGUGGCAGAGAUGACGGGGCACAAAUCUGCUCUGUCUCUCUUCUUAGAGUCACCUGAGGCAUUCUGGGACCCCAAAGAGCCUGGAAACAGCCUGGGGAAGAACCCUAUGAGCUUCGAUUUGGGCCUCGAUGGCCAGCGGUGGAACUCUACGUGGCGGACUGACCUGGCUCUCCUUGAGGAGACGUUCCAGCUGGUGAUGAUCGCCGAGCACUUUGACGAGUCCCUGAUUCUUCUGGGAUCUCUGCUCAACCUGGACAUGGAGGAAUUGGCAUACGUCCGCCUCAACACUCGCUCUCCUCAGAGUGUUAUUCCCUUAGAUGAUGGAACUAAAGACCAGAUCAGCUCCUGGAACACCUUAGACGUGCUUCUGUAUGACUUCUUCCUCCAGAUCUUCCUGGAGAAGGUGGAGAAGCACGGUCUGGAGAGGCUGAACAGUGAGGUGGCUCUGCUGAGAGCAACCACUAACAGAAUCAGGCGGAAAUGCUUGGCUAGGACCGGGGUGCAUCCUGAGGAACUCGAGGAUCUUGUAAGACCUUGGCAAACUGAUACAGUGACUAUUUUAGGAUAUCAGAUACAGAAGAACCUGACCAGGCCGGAGCAGGGAUUCUGCACUCGUCUAGUUCUGCCUGAACUUCAGUACCACGCCCAUCUGUAUUUCCAGCAGUAUGGUCGAGACAUGAGAGCUGUGCCUACAGAGUAA